CGCGCUUGACGUGUUUUGCUUGCGCAGCGGUCGACGUAAACGGUUUUCAUUCGGUCGGUCAUUCUAUGCUAACGUGCGCAGGUGUUUGUGUGUGUUGGUGUUAGCCAAUGCAAAGGCAACGCGCGCGUGUAUUGGUGGAGCAGCCCAUGCAGUUCAAAAGGGCAGACAAGAGCAGAAGAAACGGGUGACCAAAGCACAGCACAACAACAAUAACGCAUUUAAGCCAACUCACUGGCUUACGUAUGCCUGUGUGUGUAUGUGUGAGCGAGUGCGCUUGUGUAAAUGUUCUUCCCAAUACGUGAAUACGAAUAUGUAAAUCAAAUUAAUAAUGGCUGCAGAUAAUUCUCGUGUGCUCAAAAUUUCGAAUUCAAACUAGAAAGUGUCGCGUGCGAAAGUGUUGAAAAGAAAAAAGAAUAGCAACAGCAGCCGCGCAAUUUGUAUUUUUUUAUGUAGAUGAAAACUAAAACCUGUUCUAAGCGCCCAAGUGCAAGUAACACACACACACACAUGCUCACAUGUAUGCGUUUGCAAAAAGGUGGUAAAGAACGAAAGAUAAAUAAAGCGAAAUAAAGCAAAACUCGAGAUCAAUGUGCAACAGAAAAUAACGAAAAGAAACGUAGAAAACCCUAUAUAACGUAGCAAUAAUUUAACUACGAAAACGAACAACAACAAUAAUAAAAAAAAAACCAUCAUGGCUCUAACUUAUGCGUCAGCAACAUCAACCGCCAGCAACAAGCACGUCACACUACAAAAACAACGGCAACAACAACAGCGGCUACAACAACAAAAUGCGCGAAAAAUAACAAAACAACAGAGACAGCGACAGAGCCGUGCGCGCACGAAAAUCUCAGCUCAAAUAACGGCGUCGGCGUCGGCGCUGACGUCGACAUCAGCGUCGCUGCUCAAGCGCGCAGUAGCAGCGCCCCAAUGGAUAUUUCUCUUCAUAUUAAUUUAUUUAGCAACAGAUGUUGCCGCCGUUGAGGUGCACACCAAGGAAGCAUAUUUCAAUGGCUCCGCUUAUUUGCGCCUGCUGACGCCCAUGCCCAUUUGGGAUCACUCGGCGAUUAGUUUUCGCUCGUGUCGUGGCGGCGAAAUACUCGCCCAGCAAUAUAAUAAAAACUCAAUUGUAAUCUCAGUGCUCAACGAUUUUCUGCAAGUCUCGCUCGCCGGCCCAGCGGUCAUUGGGCCCAACAAUCGUUUGGACGUCAAAUUGCCCUAUCAGCUCUUGGACAAUCGCUGGCAUACGCUGCAAUUCAAAUACGAGUAUGGUAAUCUCUAUUUGCAUGUGGAUCGUGCGGCAAUUAUAUUUGCCAACUCGACGUACAACAGUCAGUUUCUGACCAAUCAGGAUAUAGGCAAUGAGGCUGCAAUUUUGAUACUGGGCAACUCCUUCUCGGGCUGUUUGCUGGAUGGACCGGGACUGCAGUUUGUCAAUGGCUCGAUGACGGUGCAGAAUGCAGUGUUUGGUGUAUGCCCUUUGACCCCGGGUUCAUGCAGCGAGCAUGAGCAGUUUACGCGCGUGCAGGAUAAUUAUUGCUUGAACGAUCCUUGCAUGGGACACGGCACUUGCAGCUCCACUAAUGAGGGCUACGAAUGUCGCUGCACUGCGCGCUACUCGGGCAAGAAUUGCCAGAAGGACAAUGGCUCGCCUUGCGCUAAGAAUCCUUGCAGCAAUGGCGGCAGCUGCUUGGAGAACUCACGUGGCGACUAUCAAUGCUUCUGCGAUGCCACGCACAGUGGACAGCACUGCGAGACGGAGGUGAACAUACAUCCGCUUUGCCAGGCGAGUCCUUGCCUGAACAAUGGCGCCUGCGUGGUGCUGGCGGGCAGCAACAGCUUGGCCUGCGAGUGUCCCAAAGGCUAUGCGGGCGCACGCUGUGAGAUCGACAUGGACGAGUGUGCAUCGCAGCCUUGCCAGAACAAUGGCAGCUGCAUAGAUCGCAUCAAUGGCUUCAGCUGCGACUGCAGCGGCACUGGCUACUCCGGCGCCUUCUGCCAAACCAACAUCGAUGAGUGCGAGAAGAAUCCUUGCCUGAACGGUGGACGCUGCUAUGACACCUAUGGCUGGUACACUUGCCAGUGCCUUGACGGCUGGCAUGGCGAGGUCUGCGAGAAGCCCAUCAGCUGCCAGACGACGCAGUGCCUCAAUGGCGGCACCUGCGUGGACAAGGCCAUUGGCUUUCAGUGCAUCUGCGCGCCGGAAUACAGCGGCGAGCUCUGCCAGCUCGGGCCCAGCUGUGCGCAACAGUGUCCCAUCGACUCGGAAUGCAUUGGCGGCGUCUGUGUGUGUAAGCCAGGCACAUCGGGCCCCAUUGGUCAUUGCCUGCCAACAACGACACUACCAACAAUUGAAAUAGCAACAACAAUAGCAACAACUAUACCAACAACAACUACCACUAGUACAACUACUACCAAAACACCGCUAAUAACCACAACAAGUACAACAACAACAACAAAAAACAAUAAACAACAACAAGCACCAACCCAACGCUCGGCCUCACUGAAUGCAUGUCCCCAAGAAAAAUGCUUGAACGGUGGCACCUGUCUAGGAUAUAGUAACAAUUAUACCUGUAUAUGUGCUAAAGGAUACACAGGUUACAACUGUCAACAGAGCAGCAGCAGCAGCAGCGAUGGCGGCAAUGCGCUGGCCUUGGCGCCCAUCAACUGCAACGCCACCAAUGGCAAGUGCCUGAAUGGCGGCACCUGCUCCAUGAACGGCACGCACUGCUACUGCGCUGUGGGCUACAGCGGCGAUCGCUGCGAGAAGCCGGACAGCUGCUCGCCACACAAUUGCCAGGAGCCGAUGCUGUGUGUGCAGAAUCAAUGCAUUUGCCCCGAGAACAAGGUGUGCAAUCAAUGUGCCACACAGCCGUGUCAAAACAAUGGCGAGUGCUUCGAUCUGCCCAAUGGGGAUUACGAGUGCAAGUGUCAGCGCGGCUGGACGGGACGCAAUUGUGCCAACGAUGUGGACGAGUGCUCGCUGCAGCCCAAAAUCUGUGGCAAUGGCAUUUGCAAGAACGAGAAGGGCUCUUAUAAAUGCUAUUGUACGCCGGGAUUCACAGGCGUGCAUUGUGACUCGGAUGUGGACGAGUGCUUGAGUCAUCCGUGUCUGCAUGGUGCCACAUGCCACAACAAGAUUAAUGCCUACGAGUGCGUUUGUCAGCCUGGUUAUCAAGGACUGAACUGUGAAAUUGAUAUUGAUGAGUGCAUUAGCAAUCCUUGCUCCAAUGGCUCCACCUGCAUUGAUAUGAUUAAUAAUUUCACCUGCAACUGCAUACCGGGCAUGACUGGACGCAUAUGUGAUAUUGACAUUGAUGAUUGCAUCUCCGCGCCUUGCCUGAACAAUGGUCAGUGCAUUGAUGAGCUGGGCGGCUUUCAUUGCGACUGCAGCGGCACUGGCUAUCAGGGCAAGAACUGUGAGCUAAACAUUGAUGAAUGCAUUUCGAAUCCCUGCACAAAUGGCGCCAAGUGCAUAGAUCAGGUCAAGGACUAUUUGUGUGAAUGCCAUGCGGGCUACAAGGGCAAGAACUGCGAGCAGGAUGUCAACGAAUGCGAGAGCAAUCCUUGUCAGUAUAACAGCACCUGCCUGGAGCGCUCCAAUGCGACGCUAUAUCAGCUAAGCAGAUUUACGGAUUUGCCGCGUGUGUUUAGUCAGCCGUUUAGCUAUGAAAAUGCCAGCGGCUACGAAUGUGUAUGCGUGCCUGGCAUUAUAGGCAAGAACUGUGAGAUUAAUAUAAACGAAUGUGAAAGCAAUCCCUGCAGCAAACAUGGCACCUGCAAUGAUGGCAUUGGCACCUAUAGCUGCGAAUGUGAUCCCGGGUUUGAGGGCACGCAUUGUGAAAUCAACAUAGACGAGUGCGAUCGCUAUAAUCCCUGCCAUAAUGGCACCUGCAUCGAUCAAAUAAAUGACUACGACUGCGAUUGCGAUGCCAACUUUGGUGGCAAGAACUGUUCAGUGCCUUUGAUUGGCUGCACCAGCGGUCCCUGUCUCAAUGGCGGCACCUGUCGUCCUUAUUUGGUAAACGAAACUAUACACCUGUUCAACUGCAGCUGCGAGCAUGGCUUCCAAGGCGACACCUGCGAAAAGAUUACCACACUCUCAAUGGUAGUAAGCAGCUUGAUUACAGUUAAAACGCAGCGUGAGGAGGGCUACGAUAUUAAUUUGCAAUUCAAAACUACGCUGCCAAAUGGCGUGUUGGCCUUUGGCACUUCCGGCGGGCAGAACGAGCCUGUUAGCUACAUACUGGAGCUUAUCAAUGGACGCUUGAAUCUGCACUCGUCGCUGCUUAACAAAUGGGAGGGCGUCUUUAUAGGCUCCAAGCUAAACGACAGCAAUUGGCAUAAAGUAUUUGUAGCUAUCAAUACCUCACAUUUGGUGCUGUCUGCCAAUGAUGAGCAGGCUAUAUUCCCAGUGGGCUCCUAUGAAACUGCCAACAACAGUCAGCCCUCGUUUCCUUUAACCUAUUUGGGCGGCACUAUACCCAAUCUCAAGUCGUAUUUGCGCCACUUGACGCAUCAGCCUUCAAGCUUUGUAGGCUGCAUGCAGGAUGUGGUAGUAAAUGGUCAAUGGAUCUUCCCAGAUGCGCAUAAUAACAAUUAUACUGAUGCGGAUACUACGCUCAACUAUGUGCAGUCCGGUUGUCCACGCACAGAGCAGUGCAAACCAAAUCCUUGUCGCUCCAAUGGCGAGUGCACAGAUCUUUGGCACACAUUCGCUUGUCACUGUCCCAGACCCUUCUUCGGACACAAUUGUCAGCAUAAUAUGACAGCUGCUACCUUUGGACAUGAGAAUACCACACACUCCGCUGUCAUAGUGGAGACUACAGAUGUAGCCAGACGUGCUAUACGCUCCAUACUGGACAUAUCCAUGUUUAUACGCACACGUGAGCCCACUGGGCAGGUGUUUUAUUUAGGCAGCGAUCCACGCAAAAUGCCCACGAAGAAUGUGGGCGACUCUUAUGUGGCUGCUAAGCUGCAUGGCGGCGAGCUGCUCGUCCGCAUGCAGUUCAAUGGCACGCCCGAGGCUUAUACAGUGGGUGGACAGAAGCUGGACAAUGGCUACAAUCAUUUGAUUGAGGUUGUGCGCAAUCAAACUUUGGUGCAGGUCAAGCUCAAUGGCACCGAGUACUUCCGCAAGACGCUGUCGACGACAGGUCUGCUGGACGCACAGGUGCUCUACUUGGGUGGACCAGCGCCAACGCGCGAGUCGCUGCUGCCGGCGAGCACUGAGCCGGGCGUGGAGGAUAGCCAGCUGCCCGGUGUGCUGCCUAAGGAUGUGGACGACAGCAAGGACUACUUCAAGGGCAUUAUACAGGAUGUUAAAGUGAGCAACGGCUCGCUUAAUAUGAUUGUCGAAAUGUAUCCAUUGAAUGUAACCGAUGUGCAUGUGAAUGCGAAACCCUUUGGCGCUGUUAGCAUCGAUCGCGCUUCGGUGCUGCCUGGCGAGGUGUCCGAUGAUUUGUGCCGCAAGAAUCCUUGCAAGCAUAAUGCCGAGUGUCGCAACACUUGGAACGACUACAGCUGCAAGUGUCCCAAUGGCUACAAGGGCAAGGAUUGCCAGGAAAUUGAAUUCUGCCAGCUGGUCACCUGCCCAGGCGAUAGUAAAUGCCAGAAUCUGGACGACGGCUAUGAAUGCUUGACUAACAUUACAUUUACGGGACAGGAGCAUGCGCCGCUGGCCUUCUCCUACUUCAAGGAGCAGCUGCCGGAGGAUGCAGUGGGCAAGCAGCCGCUGCUCAAGCCCAUUAUAGAGAUUGCCUAUCGAACGCGCGCUGGCGGCACUUUGCUGUUCAUAGACAAUCAGGAUAGCUUCUUCGAAAUAGGCGCCAGCGGUGGACGUGUUACAGUCACCUGGAAGCUAACACAGCUGCACAUAGGCGAGUCGGGACGCUUUGAGAAGGAGAACACGGAUGGCGAAUGGAGUCGCAUCUAUUUGCGCGCACAUGCGGGCAAACUGGAAGGCGGCUGGAAGGGCUGGGAGUCUAUGGUGGAUCCUACGCCUGGUUUCUCCACAGACAUCGAUCAGGCUGCCUUCCAGGAGCUGCUCUCGAGCAGCACAGCAGUCUAUCUGGGCGGCAUGCCCGAGUCGCGUCAAUCGCGCGGCUCUACGCAAUCCGCGCAGCAAGGCUCACAGUUCAAGGGCUGCGUGGGUGAGGCACGCGUUGGCGAUUUGCUGCUGCCCUACUUUUCCAAUGCGGAGCUCUAUCCGCCCACAGAAAACGUCUCGGUGCAGCUGCAGGCGCAAUUCCGUUUGAACUCCACGCGUCCUGCCGAGGGCUGCAUACUCUGCUUCCAGGCAGACUGCAAGAACGGCGGCAAAUGCACCACGCCCACUGAGGAAUACGCCUGCACUUGUCAGCCAGGCUAUGAGGGCGACGACUGCGCCACAGACAUUGACGAGUGCCUGGACACGCACUGCGAGAACAACGGCACCUGCAUUAACCAGGUGGCCAACUUCUAUUGCCAAUGCCAGCCCGGCUUCGAGGGUCGCUACUGCGAGCAAAACAUUGACGAGUGCGCCAAUCGGCCCUGCCUCAAUGGUGGCAACUGCACAGAUCUCAUAGCAGCGUUCCACUGUGACUGUCCCGAGGAGUACACCGGACCGCAGUGCGAUGUGCUCAAGCAAUUGACCUGCGAGAAUGAGCCCUGCCGCAAUGGCUCCACUUGUGCAGAUGGUUUCAAUGCACAAACUGGCAACAACUUUACCUGCAGCUGCACCAUGGGCUUCGAGGGUCCACUCUGCGAUACGCCGUUCUGCGAGCAAACGCCCUGCGCCAAUGGCGGUCUCUGUCUUACUACAAAUAACCUACCCAACUGCAAGUGUAGUCUGGGCUACACUGGUCGCCUGUGUGAGCUGGAAAUUGAUGAAUGCGCCUCGAAUCCCUGCCAGAAUGGUGGCCAGUGCGAGGAUAUGGUGGGUGGCUACAAGUGCCAUUGCGAUGCCACCGGCUUUGAGGGCGUACACUGCGAGAAUGAUAUUAAUGAAUGUGCGCAGGGCAAUUACUGCGGCGGCAUUGGCAUUUGCAGUAAUUUGCCGGGCAGCUUCAAGUGCAGCUGCCAGCGACCCUACUGCGGUGCCCAUUGCAAUUUCACAGAUCCCUGCACGCAGCCCGGCAUUUGUGCCAAUGGCGGACAAUGCAUUGAGGACUGCGGCAUGCAGAUUGAUUACUACUGCAACUGCACGGAAGGUUUUACGGGCAAAAACUGCUCAGCGCCGAUUACGGCCAAGGAUGAUGGUCCUUCGACAACAGACAUUGCCAUUAUAGUCAUACCUGUGGUUGUUGUUCUCCUGCUGAUUGCUGGCGCCUUGCUGGGCACCUUUUUGGUCAUGGCACGUAAUAAGCGCGCCACACGCGGCACUUACAGCCCCAGCGCACAGGAGUACUGCAAUCCACGCUUGGAGAUGGACAAUGUGCUCAAGCCACCGCCAGAGGAGCGUCUUAUUUAAUGCUGCCCCUUGCAGCAAACGAUAUUUGCUAAAUCCGCCCACACACACACACUAAAAACUAUUUGACUUUAGUUUUAACGGUGCCUAAACCAAGCAACUUCACUCAACAAGUACACUAGACGCCUACGCUUUAGUUAGUUUAAUAUAAAUAACGUUGUCUAUUUAUUGUAGUAAGUAGUUUAUAGUCUGCAAUCCACUUUAUAGUCGUUAUAUAGUUACAGUUUAGAGAUAUACAGUAUUUCUCGCUCUAUAUAUCGAAAAGCUGCGAUCAAAAUUGUGCUGCACAUUAAUGAGAAUCAUAUACGUUGCAUUCCAAGCAAAGCCCUUAAAAGAAAUCUAAUUGUAUGUACGAGUAUUUUGUUUGUAAAUAGUUAUUAAUUGAAAGCUUGCUUAAAAAAUUCUAAUUAGCUGAGCUAAACUAAGCCUCCUCCCUAUACACCAUACCAUACCUAACAGUGGCCUUAUAUGAGUGAAUUAAAACUGAGUAAAGCGUACGUAUAUAUUAUAUAUAGUUACUAAGUAAAUCAAAUAUUUUUGACCUACAAUUUGUAAGCGUAAACAUAAGAGACUGUACUAUACUUACAACAACAACAAACAAAAAUAACUAUAUUAAAUAUAUUUCGACAAUUUUUG
This is a messenger RNA of Drosophila busckii, 8080 nucleotides long. RefSeq names its product protein crumbs (gene crb). The transcript has 13 exons. Bases 692 to 7447 code for a protein of 2251 amino acids. NCBI's taxonomy places the organism in Eukaryota, Metazoa, Arthropoda, Insecta, Diptera, Drosophilidae. Gene Ontology annotation, molecular function: calcium ion binding. Gene Ontology annotation, cellular component: protein-containing complex; plasma membrane. The record is from RefSeq and is a predicted model, not a curated record. Gene Ontology annotation, biological process: heterophilic cell-cell adhesion; establishment or maintenance of epithelial cell apical/basal polarity.